Thamnophis sirtalis is the source of this 329-nucleotide messenger RNA. The record is from RefSeq and is a predicted model, not a curated record. NCBI's taxonomy places the organism in Eukaryota, Metazoa, Chordata, Lepidosauria, Squamata, Natricidae.
CCGCCAAACAUGACCCCAUGUUCCUUCCCCGUAGGGCCUGCGGUGGUGUAGUUGGAGUAGUGGAUGUCCCCUAUCUGGUUCUGGAACCCACGCACAACAAGCAGGAUUUUGCCGAUGCGAAAGAAUACCGGCACUUGUUAAAAGCAAUGGGAGAGCACUUGGCUCAGUAUUGGAAGGACAUUGAGAUCGCUCAGAAAGGCAUCAGCAAGUUCUGGGAUGAUUUUGGCUACCUCUCUGCCAACUGGAAUCAGCCGCCAUCAAACGAAUUGCGUUACAAAAGGCGGAGAGCCAUGGAGAUCCCAACCACUAUUCAGUGUGGUAAGUGGUGA